Fundulus heteroclitus (mummichog) is the source of this 3769-nucleotide messenger RNA. It is a transcript of the gene eri2, whose product is annotated as ERI1 exoribonuclease family member 2. Gene Ontology annotation, molecular function: zinc ion binding; 3'-5'-RNA exonuclease activity; nucleic acid binding. The record is from RefSeq and is a predicted model, not a curated record. NCBI's taxonomy places the organism in Eukaryota, Metazoa, Chordata, Actinopteri, Cyprinodontiformes, Fundulidae. Gene Ontology annotation, biological process: exonucleolytic trimming to generate mature 3'-end of 5.8S rRNA from tricistronic rRNA transcript (SSU-rRNA, 5.8S rRNA, LSU-rRNA). The transcript is spliced from 9 exons. Bases 223 to 2361 code for a protein of 712 amino acids.
GCGAAAUGCUAAACCGGAAAUAGAUGUUUUCUGGGACUUCAGGUGAUUUCCGGAAGCUCUGCGUUCGACCUCGCUGACUUACAGGAGAAAUGAAUCGAUCUCGGAAAAGUAAAUCGCCGUUUGAAUAAAAACAGCGGUAUUUUUUUCGCUGUUUACGAAGUUUAUGAAGUAUAAAGGCUGCGUUUACGUUGAGAUCAUAUUUUAACGCUUCUAACGGUGGAUAUGUCUACAAGAAAACUAGCAAAGAAAUUAGGAUUACUGAGAAAGCGAAGUCAGUCCACAUCUGCUUUAAAGAAAUCAGCAUUAUCAAAUCAGAUAUUUUCAUACCUGAUUGUGAUUGACUUUGAGUCUACUUGCUGGAGAGAGAAAAAUAACUAUGGACAGGAAAUCAUUGAAUUCCCUGCUGUCCUGCUGAACACAUCCUCUGGGGAGGUUGUGUCUGAGUUUCAUACUUACGUUCAACCUCAGGAACACCCUUUCCUGUCCGAGUUCUGCACUGAGCUUACUGGGAUAACACAGGCACAAGUAGAAGCCGGUGUCCCCCUUCAGAUUUGUCUCUCGCGGUUCAACCGCUGGGUGCAGAACCUGCAGCUGGAGAAGGGAGUGAUGUUUCCCAACAAACAGCAGCCAUGUUCUGCCUCAUCCCCCUCCAAGAAACUGUGCACUUUCCUCACAUGGUCAGACUGGGAUCUUGGAGUUUGUUUGCAGUACGAGUGUAAACGCAAACAGCUUCACAAACCAGACGUGCUCAACAGCUGGAUAGACCUGAGGAGCACAUACAGGCUCUUUUAUGGCCGGAAACCCAAAGGCCUGAACGGAGCACUUCAGGAUCUGGGGAUUCUGUUUUCCGGGAGAGAACAUUCUGGUUUAGACGACGCACGAAACACGGCUCGGCUGGCGGCCAGAAUGAUGAGAGAUGGAUGCGUGCUGAAGAUCACGCGAAGUCUGGAGAGGGCCCCACCGAUGGUCAAAUCCAUCUUCAGUAACAAGCCGCGUUCUGCAGGAAACAAGCAAGAAGAGGACAAGAAUGCCAAUGAGAAAGAAAAUUUGCUAACCACCAGCAAGUGGCCGUCAUCCUCCAACGUCCCUCUUAAAGCUGGUCAGAAACGUGCAUCUUCUGAGGAGGCCCCGAACUCGAGCGCAGGUCAAACGUAUCAAAGCCUGAUAUCAACAAAGACGGUGUUGAAUGUAACAGCGGCACCACUGCAGGGUCAAAGCGGCAAACCGGGGAUGGCACGGUUUGCGGCUCCUGCUCCUUUGUCCACACGUUUGCUAAACUGCAGCUCGGCACACAGCAGCAGCAGCAGCAGCAGCCACGUUCUGUGCUCCACCACUGUCGGCCGCCUGUCAGAUCUACCCGACGUCGUGAAAACGGCCCCCAUGGACGACGAGGAGGGAGAGCUCUCAGUAGAAACAGACGAGAGGUGCGGUUCUUACGACGACGUGUUGCUGCCGUCCGUUGAGCCUGAGACGGGAAGCGACACCAUCUCGUCUGUAGACGUCGGCUAUGUUUCAGACUACGACGGCAGAGAUCACGAGUGGGACGGCUCGCAUUCACCUGACGGUCCCCUAACUCUGCAACGGAAGAGAACGGAAAGCCUGAAAACGCUAAACGAUACAAGAGAUUCGUCAAUAACGUGUAAAUCUCUAAACUCGUUAAAUCCAAACGUUAAAGCCUUUAAUCGCACAAACGAAAAACUGCAGCAGUCAGCAGCCAAAGAGUCGGAUAGAUGUUUCGCUGUGCCUAAAGUUGUUGAUUGGAGCAAACUGAAUCCGUGCAAAACCGGACACUUACAGUUGGAAAGGUCUGAUAAAACCGAUCGAACAAAUAGUUUCUCUCUAGUUGGGCCAAAGGCCUUCCUGCCUGAAAAGACUUCAACUCCAAAUCCCUCCGCCAUGAGGCCCAAAGCAAACACUGCAAAAUGCAGAGAGCCUCUGAAGUUCUCCUUUACGGUUUAUACCGAUCCGAACGAAAGGACUGCAGAGUCUCCUCACCCACCCAGAAACAUCCUGUCCUCCGCACCGACCAACGCUCUCCUCUCUACAGCCAGGCGGGUCAGCGCGGCCCCGGCGGCCAAGGGGCCAAAGGUCACGUCCCCUCUGUGCGCCUGCGGUCGGCGUGCCAGGCGGCAGGUCGUGUCAAACGGCGGUCCCAACCACGGCCGGGGCUUUUACUGCUGUCCGGUCCGCCGCUCGGCUGACAGGGGCAGCUCGGGGAGAAGAGGCUGCGAGUUCUUUAAGUGGGAGUCGGCUGUCAUGAGGAGCAGUUCAGUGGCCCUUCCUGCCGCGGGGUCUUCUGUGUCGCUCUGUCAGGUCGGCUCGGCGCUUCCGUACCGGCCGCCGCACAGAAAAAGCUACUAAACGGGUCACUGUGCGGCUGGCGUUUUCCAAGCAAAGGAUGAGGAUUUUGGAUUCGCAAACGACAAAUUCUGAAGAAAGCAAUGGGGCUGCACAAUAUUAGGAAAAUACCUGUGAUGUUAGUUGCAAUUAACCAACACUUCAUCCACAUCAUCACUCGCCUUGAUCUUUAGCUGUUCUCUAGUUAAGAUCCAGGGUGCUAUGUAUGAAAAGGUAUCACAGCUUUUUUCCACAGUUAAAUGUUUCGAUCAAACAAAUCUUAAUAUCAGAAAAGGAUAACAUGAAUAGUUUUGAAAAGUAGAUUUCAAAUGUUUUUAACAAGGGUUCUCCAAACCAACCAGACCUCCCGUGAAAACGUAUUUACCCUCGUUUGGAAAGUUGAGUUCAAUUUCCCAAGCCACGUUGUAGUGCCGAACCCGGAGUAUCAGGAAAUCAUUUAAAUAGAACCUGUAUCACAACAUGAAGUAGGUGAAAUGAUCUCAAAAAAGCAACACGACGAUGCCCUGAUCCCGAGGAACUUUGAUGUGUAUCAGUCAGAAGAAGAUUUACGAAGCCUUUCUGGAGGCUCACGAUUAUUAACUAACCUGCAGAGCGGGACGCCGUGGCACCUGAAGUAAUAUUAGCGUACCAAAACACGUCUUUUGGGAUGUUAAUAUGGCACACAUUUUUAUUUUCUAAUGAUUUAAUAUGUUGUCCAGCUCUAGAAAGCAGUACGGAGAUGAAAAAAAUGAAUUGCAUAUAAAUAUUAUGUUUACUCUCUUUUAAGCAAUACUAAAAUUAAUUUAUUUUUAUUUUACUGAUAAUGUAAAGGUUGAAAUAACUAAUUAGAUGUCACAGGACAUUUUGCCAGAAUGUGUUAUUUUAAAGGGGACAUGCAAAAUCCACUUUUUUAGCCCUUAAAUACAUUUUGUUGUGUACUUGGAGCCUCUAGGAAUGCCGUACAGCUGAAUGUAGUCUGGGAGCUGCGUAGAUAUCUUUAUAUUCUUUUUGGGUCAUAUUUUUCAAGCCGUUCAAUUCUCUCUGUUUUCCAUUACGUCACAGUAUUUGCUGUGAAACUGCUAAACAAGGUCAUGGACUUCCAGCUUAGCGGUUUCGAAAAUGUGCCACUUUUAUUUCUUCUUCUGUCCAAGCUGAAGGAUGCAGAAGCAACAAGUGGAUAAGUCUCCAGAUGUUCAUUACACCGCCCACCAACAUACUACAAAAAUGGCCGAACGGAGCCAUCUUUGUCGUUUUCUUUUCAUAUAUUGUAUAUUUUAAAACUAUUACAAGCUGUUGUUGAUGAAUGUUUUUUCUACUAGAAAACAAAUGGGUAUAAAAAGAAAAAAGAAACUUCCACAUAAGAUAUUUUUGCUGUUGCAGCAACUAAUAGUUGUUUUGUCUGUCUUUUACUCAAAUAAAACCAUUUAUCUUC